AACCACCAGAGGAAAAGGGAGGGUCACGAGCAAUACCUGGCCUCAGACCACUGCAGCCUCCUCUCGGCACCAUGAACCACUCUUCCCAAAGUGUCUUCACUCGAACCCACACAGGGCUCCCCCCGAACUAUGAGCAGCUCAAGGAAGAGCACGAAGUGGCCGUGCUGGGUUCGCCCCCCAACCCUGCUCCCACCGUGAUCCACAUCCAUGGUGAGACCGCUGUGCCCGACCACGUCGUCUGGUCCCUGUUCAACACGCUCUUCAUGAACUGCUUCUGCCUGGGCUUCAUAGCGUUCGCCUACUCCGUGAAGUCUAGGGACAGGAAGAUGGUGGGCGACCUGGCUGGGGCCAAGACCUAUGCCUCCACUGCCAAGUGCCUGAACAUCUGGGCCCUGGUCCUCAGCCUCCUUGGGACUAUUAUGCUCAUCAUCAUCCCGGUGAUCGUCAUCCAGUCGCGUGGAUAGAGUGGAAUCCCUGUCAAGGCUGCCAGUGACUGCCCAUCACCCCAUGCUCUCUGCUCUGUGCCAGCCCUCCCUGGACCCCACCCUUCAUGCAGCUGUUUAUACUCACACACCUAUCCACAAAGGGCUUCAAUAAAGUGCACACACUCCUGA
Otolemur garnettii (small-eared galago) is the source of this 614-nucleotide messenger RNA. RefSeq names its product interferon-induced transmembrane protein 3-like. Bases 72 to 464 code for a protein of 130 amino acids. Gene Ontology annotation, cellular component: plasma membrane. The transcript has 2 exons. Gene Ontology annotation, biological process: response to interferon-alpha; response to interferon-beta; host-mediated suppression of symbiont invasion. Lineage: Eukaryota; Metazoa; Chordata; Mammalia; Primates; Galagidae. The record is from RefSeq and is a predicted model, not a curated record.